CUACGGUCCGCGGCGUUUCGGCAUCCGGCACCUCAAGCGCCGAGAAGUCUAUUAGGUACGUACGAGAUGAUCGCAAUCUAUGGUGCACCCACAGGUCGGCUCAACUCGCAUUCCUCGCAAAUGACACCCGAUUUUCUUCCAAACAUCACACAGUAUAGCGUAAACUCAGCGCCUUACUGUUAUCUUCUUAGGCUCACUAUCUGUCCAACCUUACUGGCUGCAGCCUCAUAUUCCGGGCGGCAGGCGAGAUGGUUGACCCAAAACCGGCUUAGUGCCUUUGCAGCAUAA
Bipolaris zeicola 26-R-13 is the source of this 288-nucleotide messenger RNA. RefSeq lists its product as uncharacterized. The annotation marks the transcript as partial. The transcript has a single exon. The record is from RefSeq and is a predicted model, not a curated record. Lineage: Eukaryota; Fungi; Ascomycota; Dothideomycetes; Pleosporales; Pleosporaceae.